Messenger RNA from Acanthocheilonema viteae, 1137 nucleotides. The record is from the annotation of a GenBank genome assembly. Lineage: Eukaryota; Metazoa; Nematoda; Chromadorea; Rhabditida; Onchocercidae.
AUGAAGGCUGCUGAAGAUGUUCCGGUGCAGCAGUUGGUAGCCGACUCCAAUGCUUUUAUAAAACGAGUACCAUUGCAUGUAGGUGUUGAAGUUGAUAUCAUGGAUCUAGCUUCGGAGAUCUAUACAGUGCCUGGAGUAAUCAAUGAAUUGAAAUGUGAAAAAAUGCGUCAUCUUCUUGACAGUCUUCCAUAUCAAAUUCAUAUUCAAGAACCAACAACCGAAUCUCUGCAUAUCAUGACCGAAUUUUCAAAGAAAACCGGUGAUUACCCCUCACUAUCAGUAGUGGACUUAAAGUUAUUAGCAUUGGUGCAUGAUCUUCACUUGAAACAAUAUGGAAAAGAUGGUUUACGCUAUGAUUUGAAAACUAUUGACGACAAGUCAUCAACUAGGUAUCGACAAACACGGGACACAAUAGUAAAGACGGAUAAUAAAGAUGUCCGAAUGGAGGAAAAUGCCGCUGAAAUUGAAGGAAAAUCAAAAGAAAUGGAAGACAUUAAUGAUAUUAGUGAUGGUGCUAGUAUUAGCAGCAACAGCAGUGAUGGUGAUAUUUGGUUAAAUGAGGAUAAUGUAGAUGAAAUAAUGGGACAUGUGGGUGAAACAGCGUUGCCAGAGAAAGAAAUGAAGGUAGCGUGUAUUACGACAGAUUUUGCAAUACAGAACAUCCUUCUUCGUUUAGGUCUUUGCUUGUUGUCCGUUAAUGGCUUCAGAAUACAGCGAUUGAAUAAUUAUAUCCUCAGGUGUUGGGCGUGCUUUGCAACAACAAAUAUAAUGACGAAACGUUUUUGUCCUCGCUGCGGAAAUGACUCACUACAUCGAGUUGCUGUUAGUAUUGAUGAAGAUGGGACGAUGCGACUUCACAUCAAUUGGAAUCGACUGCAAUCUGCACGUGGCUUAAAAUAUUCUCUUCCAGCUCCGAAAGGUGGAAAGCAUCCUGGAGGACCACAACUUUUUGAAGAUCAACCUAUGCCACAGAACAGAAUGGCUCGCUGUUAUAAGGAUCCUACAGAAACUGGACCAUUUGCUAUGAAUGAUGUAACGAGCAGGUCAGCAAUGUUAGGUAUACGAUCCUUGCAGAAGGCUGGGUGGAAUCCAAAUGUGCGAACACAUGGGAAAAAACGAGGAAAUAAGCGACGAUAG